This is a messenger RNA of Notothenia coriiceps (black rockcod), 381 nucleotides long. RefSeq names its product RNA-binding protein with multiple splicing-like. Lineage: Eukaryota; Metazoa; Chordata; Actinopteri; Perciformes; Nototheniidae. The annotation marks the transcript as partial. The record is from RefSeq and is a predicted model, not a curated record. The transcript has 2 exons.
CAGGGGGUCCGGUUCGAUCCAGAGAUCCCUCAGACCCUCCGGCUGGAGUUCGCCAAGGCCAACACCAAGAUGGCCAAGAACAAGCUGGUGGGCACUCCCAACCCCCUCCCCUCCCAGCAGAGCCCCGGCCCCCAGUUCAUCAGCAGAGACCCCUAUGAGCUCACAGUGCCGGGUCUCUAUCCCAGCAGCCCUGAUGUGUGGGCGUCAUACCCGCUGUACCCGGCGGAGCUGUCCCAGGCACUGCCACCCGCUUUCACCUACCCCUCCUCGCUGCACGCUCAGGUAACCUGCACCACCCCCUCCACUCCCACUCCACCACCUCUAUCACAGCUGCUGCCUCAGACACACAACCCAGAGGGGUUGAUGACCACCAAAUGCUGA